Merops nubicus (carmine bee-eater) is the source of this 1239-nucleotide messenger RNA. RefSeq names its product interleukin 1 receptor, type II (gene IL1R2). The coding region runs from base 1 to 1239 and encodes 412 amino acids. The record is from RefSeq and is a predicted model, not a curated record. NCBI's taxonomy places the organism in Eukaryota, Metazoa, Chordata, Aves, Coraciiformes, Meropidae. The transcript is spliced from 9 exons. Gene Ontology annotation, molecular function: interleukin-1 binding; interleukin-1, type II, blocking receptor activity.
AUGGCUGAAAGAGUGCAGAAGCACAGAUUUCAAGACACUUUCUCUCAAUCUCCUUCCAGUUCCCUCUGGGAAAAGAUGUGUGGGCUCUUCUUUGUCCUGGUGAUGUGCACGGCAUGUGCUUCUGCUUUCAGACUUCAGCAAGUCAAAACCACAGAAAACUGCCCAGAUCACACCGUGUUUUUCAAACACUACUAUGAACUGCAUGGAGAACCUGUGGUUCUGAAAUGCCCUUCCCCCAGAUACAAACAUUUGGAUUUUUCUGCCUUGACCACUAAUAUCACAUGGUAUAAAAAUGGUUCAAAAACCAUGAUAUCGGGAAGUGAUGAAGAUCCAAGAAUCUGGGCAAAAGGAGAUGCACUCUGGUUUUUACCAGCAAUGCUAGAAGACUCAGGAGUAUAUAUCUGCACCAGAAGGAACUCUUCCUACUGUGCUGAAGUCUCCAUCCACCUCACAGUUGUGGAGAAGACAGCUGCUCAGGAGAUUGCCUAUCCCCAGAUCCUCUUCACUUUCACCUCUGGAAAGAUUGUUUGCCCUGACCUGUGGGAUUUUACGCCAAAUGGGACAAGCCUGGAGCUCAAGUGGUACAAGGAUGCUCUGCCUUUGGAAGCUGACAACGAGAAACUCGUAAUUCUGAAAGGUUCAAAUUCUCUGAUCAUGACUUCUGUGCUACCAACAGAUGCUGGCUAUUACACCUGCAAGAUGCCAUUUCCCUUUGAAGGUGUAACGUAUGAAAUCACCAGAACAAUUCAGCUGGUGACUGUUGAACAAGAAAAGAGAAUUACCCCAAUAAUUGUAUAUCCAACACAAAAGACGACAUCAGCUUCUCUCGGCUCCAAGAUGACUCUCCCAUGCAAGGUGUUUGUUGGACCCAGCAGCCAGCUCGACACUGACGUGGAAUGGCUGGCAAAUGGCACCACCACUGACGUGGUCUACAAGCAAAACAGAGUUAGAGAGGGAGAACGACGAGAAAUUGUAGAAAAUGGUGAAAACUUCAUUGAAGUGCCACUGAUUUUUGAUUCUGUCAAAGAAGAGGAUUUUUACACAGACUUUACAUGUUGGGCCCAGAACAGAUAUGGCUACCAAGUACUGCCAACAAGGGUCAAGCAGGAAGCUGCUGGCUUGUCCUGGUACACUGCAAUGAUUCCUGUCGCAUUGGCCUGUGUGAUUCUGGGAGGGAUAUCCAUCCACAAGUGCUGGAAGCAGAGAGCUGAUAAAGGAUACACAAUAGCCAAGGUUUAA